GUCAGGAGAGGCGGAAGAGCUCGGCUGCCAUGUAGCUCCGAGCCGGCUCCGGGAAGGAGGAAGCGAGUCCGCUGCCCCCGUUCCGAUUUCGCCGCCCGGGAGCUCCGCGAUGCAUCCCCCAGACGCCCCGUGAGCAGCGGGCGCGCCAUGGAAGCGGCGCCGGGGCUGGGCUGGGGCUGGGCGGCGCUGGUGCUGCUUUUCGCCGCCUCCCUGCUCACCGUCUCGGCCUGGCUCCUGCAGUUCGCCCGGCGCGUAUGGCGCGGACGCGGCCAGGCGGCAGAAGCCCCGCAGAGCAAGGCGGCCUCCGCCCCCGCCAGCCUCUGGGCGGCCGUGCUGCGCCUGGGGUCGGGCCGCGAAGGCGCGGCGAGCCCCCAGGCGGCCGGGGCCCGCGGCUUGUUAACCUCUCUCUUCGCUUUCCGCGCCUUCCGCGAGAACUGGCAGCGAGCCUGGCUGCGCGCCCUCAACACCCAGGCCCGACAGCAGGGGAGCUCAGUCCAGAUCACAUUUGAGGAAAGCCCUCGGCAGCUGCCAGCUGUGACAAUCAGCCAUGUGGCCUAUACUGACCAGUCGGAUCGCAGAAUGGUGUUGCACUGCCUCCUUUCCACUGACACAGUGCAGUUCCCUGUCCUGGUCACCCAGCAGUCCCCAGCGACCGUGUCCAUGGACACCUAUUACGUCUCCUUGGCUGUGCAGCAGGCCCAGUUGGAGAUCCAUCUGGAGGAGGUGGAGGGCGAGGGGCUGCUGGUCUCAUGGGCUUUCAAAGACAGACCCGACCUGAAGCUGUCCAUUCCCCUGAGACUCCAGCCGCAUGACGAAAAUGACGGGAAGGUGGACCUGUCUGUUAUAAAGAACCUGAUUGAAGACUCCGUCAUCAGCACCCGGCCAGCCAUGAUGGUGAAUCUGAAGGCCUGCAUUGCGAAUGCCAGCGUGGACCCCAGCAGCAGGCCGUCCCAGGGCCCCGUCUCCAGCUCAGCAGUUCCCCCAAUGCCCAAGCUGCUCCUUCAGCGCCUGCGAGCUCUGCGCCUGGGCCCCCAGGAGAGUCAAGGAAAUGGGCUGCUGUGCUGCGAGGCGGAGCUGGACAGCCCUCAGCAGCGGAAGAGGACCGCACCUGUGCCAGCCAGCCCGGCUGCUGAAGUGGAGUGGCCCGGCAAGCUUGCUCUGGAGCUCGGUCCCGGGAGCAAAGAGCUGGUGCUGAGAGUGUUUGAAGGCAGCACUUCUGGGGAGGACGUGCUUCUGGGCUUUGCAGCAGUCCCCGUAGACCCCUCCUCCAAAGAGCCGCGGGGGCAGCAGCUCUACUCGCUGAGUCCAGGGGCUGCCAAGAGUCUGCCCCCAGCAGCAGCCGUUGCCGUGGAGCUGCUCCACCAGGACUUGCCAGAGUUCCAGGCUGCGUCCUCCCUGCGCGCCAGCAUCACUCCCACCAAGAAGAUUGAGAUGGGCCGUACCAUAAUGCCUGAUGGCACUAUUGUCACCACCGUCACCACCAUCCAAUCCAGGCCCAAACUGGACUGCAAGCUUGAUUCACCCUCAAGAUCUCCAUCCAAAGUGGAAGUGACAGAGAAGGUGACCACGAUGCUUCCAGAAAAUGGCUGUCCCAGCAGAGCAUCUCCCUGCAGUAGCAGGAGCAGCUGUGUGUCCAACAGCUUGGAUCCAGUGGCCGAGACAGCCAUUAGGCAGCUGACGGACCUGACCAAUAAACCCGUGAAGAAGACCCCCACCAAGCGCAGCACGCUGAUCAUCUCGGGAGUUUCCAAGGUCCCAAUCACCCAGGAUGAAAUGGCCCUUUCCCUUGGCUAUGCAGUGUCACUGGGGAAUCCCCCCCAGGAAGACGCCAUCACGGCCAGUCUGUCAAAAUGUGUGCCGAGCACCUGCGGUCCCACGCAGCAGCUGGAAAGUUCAUAUUCCCCUCAGAGGGCUAGCCAGGAUCUGGAUGAAACAACACAUUCGGACAUCUCUGAGAGACCUUCCAUGGAUGAUGUGGAAUCUGAAACCGGCUCAACAGGUGCUCUGGAGACCCGAAGCCUGAAAGACCACAAAGUGGGCUUCCUUCGAAGUGGCACCAAGCUCAUCUUCCGAAGGAAGAACAAGCAGAAGGAGGCAGGCCUCAGCCAGUCACACGAUGACUUGCCCAACACUGGCACAGCCUCUGCCCCCAGGAAGAAGUCUGGCAGCUUCUCCCGGCGCCUCAUCAAGCGCUUUUCCUUCAAGGGCCGGGCCAAGAACAAAGUCAGUGGGAGCACGGUGUCUGUGGAGAAGCCCUGAAGAGCUGCCACGUCGGCCUCUGUCUCGGAAGCCCCGCACCAUCAUCGAUGAAUGUCUGCUGCCUAUGCGUUGUGGCCCCAAUUCUUCUGCCCUCCUGCGCAAAGGGAGCAAAGGCCUUCAGGGGCCGGCUGGCUGGUGGUUGGGUUGGCUUGGGUUGGGAAAUCUUGCCAAUAGCACAGCCUCCUGGUGGAACGAGGGGUGCAACAGUAGCCCUCUGAGUAGCUGCUCUGAGCGCCCCUCUUUCAGCCUAGGUGGGGAAGGGGCAGCCCCUACAGCCACCUCCAGCCUGAAUCUGAAAUCCUGGGAGGGGUCACAGAGAAGGGUUUCGUGGUGGCUUAUCCAACAACCUCUGCUCUCCCUGCCAUGCACUGUUGAAAAAGCAGGGGCAAGCAGCUGGCCUCCUUGGCAUCUGCAGGGUUUGGUCAGGUUCAUGGGGACAUGACAAGUGGGGCAGGCAAGCCAGGCUGUUGGGCAUGCCAGGGGUUGCAGAGGCUCUCUACUUCCUCCGACCCGGCCUGCACUUGAGAAAGACAAGAAGGGUCUUGGUGGGCCUUGCUUGGGCUGCAAGAAGGGCGCGAGACAGUUUCCGAGCAGAAGCAGUUGCCUGGCUCUGCUUGUGCGAUCUCUUCCUUGACAGGCUGGGUUGCACAGAAUGGAGACGCCUUGCUGAGCUGCCCCAUAGCAGAGCACGGGAGAAAGGGGGCUCCUGCAGAGGACCACCUGCUUGACAGGGCACUGGAGGUUUCCCCCAAGAGGGAGAGACUGGACUGCACCCCUUUAAGGUCCAACUGGAUGCCACUUGUGACUCUGACUGGCAACGUGCAUGAAUUUUGGGAGGAUGCUUGCUGAGGCUGGGCUGGCCCCUCCCUGCAGGUUCCUGGAAACACAUUGGGGGUGGGGGAGGGAGGGAGCAACAAGGAGAUAUGCUCUUUGGUCACCCAGAAGUCAGGACACAGGUUUUUGGACAAUUCUGGAACAGGCUUGGCUGAGACCCGAAGCUUCUCAUUGGAAACUGCAACUGCCUGGGGGCAGUGUCAGAGGGAAUUCCGUGCAGGGGCGUCCCCUGUUUCCUAGUCCCAUUUCCUUGCUGCAAUUUGAAGCCUGCCCCGGUUCUCUGUCCAGCCACCCCACCCUCAGCUGGAUUUUCCUUUUGACUACUUGGGGCUGCAGGGCUGAGCGCUUGCUGUCCUGUUCUCGCCCCGUCAGCCCAACCCCUCAGGAAGACAAGCUUGUGGUGCUGCCUGCACCCAGAAAGCGAUCCUUGCAGCUUUCCCCAGGCAGAUCACAAUCCAUAGCUGCAAGGACAGCUGCCCCGCGUGUUGAAGUGCAAGGCUGGCUGGUCACAGGAGGCUCCAGCUUGGGGUGGCUGACUCGGCCUUGAGGUGGGAGAUCCAGGGCACCAAAGCUGCCUUGGGGGCAGAGGCUUGUCUUCCUGGGGAGAAGAGGAAGGUAUGCCCAGCUGGCACGAUGUAGUUUCCCCAGGGUGUUGGAGGAGCCAUUUGUAUCGGAGGGUGGUUUCCAUGCUUGUCCCUGGUGGUUGGGAUGGGGUGGGGGAGGAACAGUUUAAGCUGAAGUCAUUGGUACAAUUUGCUGUGAAGACAGGCUGUCCUACAUUUCUCUCCUGACCUGCUGGCUGCAACCCUGUAAUUUGACUUAAUCCUGUCCGAGUGUUGCAGAUAACUCUGUAUUAGCCGAUUUGCUACUUUUGCCAUGUUUGUCUAGUCAUGACAGAUUCCUUACAGAUUUACCUUUGAAACACAUGGUGUCCCAUUUUUGCAUUUCUAAGAGGGAUGAAGAUAAAGAAUUAGUCCUGCAUUCUGACUUCUGUGGAACUUGCUGCUUUGGUUUAGGAACAGAGUCCUCGUCUGUCUGAAGAGUGGAUGGUGGGGGGGAGG
Molecule: messenger RNA, 4154 nt
Organism: Candoia aspera
Lineage: Eukaryota; Metazoa; Chordata; Lepidosauria; Squamata; Candoiidae
Gene: C2CD2L
Product: C2CD2 like
Exons: 14
Coding region: 148-2259 (703 amino acids)
Biological process (GO): positive regulation of insulin secretion involved in cellular response to glucose stimulus
Cellular component (GO): cytoplasmic side of apical plasma membrane
Molecular function (GO): phosphatidylinositol binding; phosphatidylinositol transfer activity
Source: RefSeq, a predicted model, not a curated record